UAUAAUUUAAUAAUAUUUCAAAAAACUAUUAUUAUAUAUAAAAAGUAUUAAUAUGCCACGAAAGAAGCGUUCUUCAAGUCCAUUUGACAUAUUCGAUGAUGAUUUCGAUGAGGAUACGAGUUCUCAAAGUUCCAAGUGUGGAAACCCGCCGGUGCAGCGAAAUGCAGCAAACGCACGUGAAAGAGCACGUAUGCGUGUUCUUUCCAGUGCCUUUGGACGUCUCAAAACAAAACUUCCUAACAUUCCACCCGAUACCAAACUUUCUAAAUUAGAUACUUUACGUUUAGCUACAAUAUAUAUUAAACAGCUUAAAGCAGCUGUUGAAGGAGAUUCAAGUCAUGGUGAAAAUUUCAGUUCUGGAAUAAUUGGAGAACACAACAGUAUUUUUAAUAUGUCGAAUAGUUCACAAAAUAUGUCCUGGCCAUUUGGUCUACAUCAUAUACCAAGUAACAGUCGCCAAAUGUCAUUUCAGUACUCUACCAUGGAUUGGCAACACGGACAAGAUAUUAAUGUGCUUCCGAAGCCAAUGCGCAUAGAACCUGAUAAUAACUACACACAACCUCGACAUUUAAACUCCACAUCAUCAUCCACACACUGGUAUAUGAGUGAUAACUCGAUAUCGGAUGUGUGCGAUUAUUCCACCAAUUGCAUGUAUGAAAAUUUUAAUCAACAUAAUUCUCAUCCUAGAAGAUUUCAACACAGUCACCAUCAACCUCUACAACUCCAUCAUCCAAGUCAGGCACAUAAUAUAACAAGUCAAGCCAGCGCUCCGACGGCAUUACUUUAAUAAGCUUAAACUUUAAUAUAUUAUUUAA
Molecule: messenger RNA, 815 nt
Organism: Teleopsis dalmanni
Lineage: Eukaryota; Metazoa; Arthropoda; Insecta; Diptera; Diopsidae
Gene: HLH54F
Product: twist-related protein
Exons: 3
Coding region: 53-787 (244 amino acids)
Biological process (GO): regulation of transcription by RNA polymerase II; developmental process
Molecular function (GO): protein dimerization activity; RNA polymerase II transcription regulatory region sequence-specific DNA binding; DNA-binding transcription factor activity, RNA polymerase II-specific
Source: RefSeq, a predicted model, not a curated record